Messenger RNA from Colletotrichum karsti, 522 nucleotides. RefSeq lists its product as uncharacterized. Lineage: Eukaryota; Fungi; Ascomycota; Sordariomycetes; Glomerellales; Glomerellaceae. The transcript is spliced from 2 exons. The coding region runs from base 1 to 522 and encodes 173 amino acids. The record is from RefSeq and is a predicted model, not a curated record.
AUGGCCUCAGUCUCUGUUUACGACGCAACUAUCCCCACCUUCACAAAGGGCCUCAAGACCUUUGAUCACAUUCUCACCAAGGCCGCAGAGCACGCCAAGGCUAAUGGCGUCGACGUCAACACUUACGCCGAAGCCCGCAUCAUCGAGGACCAGCUGCCUCUGACGUUCCAGGUGCAGAAUGCUACCAAGACAGUGAAGACCAACAUCGGUCGCCUGACUGGUGUCGAGCUCGAGCCCUUUGAGAACAAAGAGAAGACGUUCGAGGACCUGCAUAAGCGCAUCAAGGAGACGCUUGAUCUUCUCAGCAAGGUCGACGUUGCUGCCAUCAACGCCAAGGCCGAUGCCGAGGUUGACUUGCCUAUCUUCGGUGGAAAGACCUUGAAGGUCUCAGCUAAGGAGGCGGCACUGAGCCAUGGAAUCCCCAACUUCUUCUUUCACCUAAAUGCCGGUUACGCUAUUCUGAGAGCUAAAGGCGUACCUGUUGGCAAGGCGGACUACCUCGGCAGCUUCGUCCUCCCAUAG